Messenger RNA from Mizuhopecten yessoensis (Yesso scallop), 2391 nucleotides. RefSeq names its product heat shock 70 kDa protein 12A-like. The transcript has 4 exons. The record is from RefSeq and is a predicted model, not a curated record. Bases 101 to 1849 code for a protein of 582 amino acids. Gene Ontology annotation, molecular function: ATP binding; ATP-dependent protein folding chaperone. Lineage: Eukaryota; Metazoa; Mollusca; Bivalvia; Pectinida; Pectinidae.
CCGACGUACCUCGGUUAACUCUUCAGUAAGGACGAAUGGCGAUAGCUAUAAUCAUCCAUGGUUAGAUAAGACUCGCAUAUAUAUUUCAGAUCGAGAAGUGAUGUCCUCGGAUAAUUUUCUGUUGGUUGCUGCCAUAGACUUCGGGACGACCUACUCGGGAUAUGCGUUUUCCACCAGACAUGAUUUUUUAAGAGAUCCGACGAAAAUAUCUUUAGUACAAUGGUCCGGGUCUGCGGGUAUGGUUUCUCCUAAGGCUUCCACCUGUGUCCUUUUCAAACCUGACCGUUCAUUCCAUUCGUUUGGAUACGAAGCCGAGGACAAAUACCUCAACCUCGCUUUAGACAAGGAUCAUGAAGACUGGUACCUUUUUCGGCGUUUCAAAAUGAAUCUUUACAAUACCAAACUGGAAAGAAACGUCCAAUUGACUGAUUUCAGCCGGGAAAAGAAAAUGCCUUUGAUAGAUGUCAUAUCGGCCACUAUAGCUCAUCUAAAGUCACAUCUGAUGGCAAAAUGUAAAGAACAGGGCGCUGAAGUCAACGAUUCAGAGGUCAGAUGGGUCCUAACUGUCCCGGCGAUCUGGACCGAUCCAGCAAAACAGCUGAUGCGGGAAGCGGCAGAAAUGGCUGGGAUAAGAAAAAAACAACUAGUACUGUCCUUGGAGUCGGAAGCAGCCUCCGUUUACUGCAAACACAUACCCUUGAUGAAACAGGCGAUUGGAGAUAAUGGAGAUUUGGAUGUCCUUCAAGCUGGAACAAAGUACAUGAUUAUCGAUGCCGGAGGUGGUACCGUAGAUAUCACCGUCCAUGAGAUACAGAAGGACGGACACUUGAGGGAGAUAUUAGUAGCUAGUGGCGGGGACUGGGGAGGGACAAAGGUAGAUGAAGCUUUUGAAUCCUUGCUGCAAGCCAUUAUAGGAAAGCAAGCCUUCCAGGAGUUUAAGUCAAAUCAUAUUUUAGACUUACUGGAUCUCACAAGGAUCUUCGAAGUGACAAAAAAAACAAUCAAGGAUAAUAAUUCAGACAAGGUUACAUUUAGUAUUCCAGUCAGUUUUCUCUCGACUUACAACAGCUUGUAUCCGGAGCAAGACAUCGAAAACACUAUCGCCGGAAACAAACACCUGUCCUCUCACGUUGAGCUACUUCGUGACAAACUACGAUUGUCCGGAACAAAAGCGGUGUCAUUGUUUGACCAAUCCAUUGCGAACAUAACCGAACAUGUCCGUAAACUUCUCCUUGACCCAAAGGUCAGAGGAAUUUCAGGUAUCUUGAUGGUCGGCGGGUAUUCGGAGUGCCCAUUGCUCCGCGACGCCAUUUGGCGUGUUGUUGGUGACACGCGUCUCUUCAUCCCUAACGAUGCCGGUUUGGCUGUGCUGAAAGGGGCCGUGAUCACGGGACAUUGUCCCUCUACCGUAUCGGAGCGAGUAUGUAAGUACACAUACGGCGUGGACACUUGGUCACGGUUCAAAGAGGGUAGACACAGAGAAGACUAUCGUGUGACGGCUGCGGACGGUACAACACGCUGCAAGUUUGCCUUUUCUAGUUUUGUGAGGAAAGGAACUGCAGUUAAAAUGGGCCAUCAGACAAAAGCAAAAAAGUAUACACCAGCUUCCACAGCACAAGAUGGAAUGAACUUUACCAUUUAUGCUUCAACCGAGGAAGAACCAGUGCAUGUAACCGAUACAAGUUGCCAGAAAAUCGGAAAGUUCACAAUAGAUCUGCCGGACACGACUCGGGGACUUGCAAGAACAGUAAGCGUCACUAUGUGUAUGGGGGGAUCCGAGAUAGACAUCAAGGCCGUGGAUGAGGACACUGGACAAGUCGUUCGUGCUUCCUGUGAUUUUCUUUGUUAGACGAGAUCAGUGUUUCAGAUACGUUCACAUUGCUUCAAACUUAUUGUAAGCCUUGACGAAGCACAAGUAGGGAUGCGUUUGUGCUGAUUUGAUCGUCUUCAAAAACGACAAAGACUAGAAAACGUCUGUAUGACAUGAAGGUUGAUUUAUAAAUAGCAACAGUGAUAUUGACCUUGACCUUGGGGCGCUGAAAUACGGACCUUCGUAAACACUUUAAUGAAAAUCUGUCGUCAAGAAAGGGAGUCGACAGAAAAUCAAUGUUUAACUCAUGGAUUACAUAAUCAUUAGUACUAAUUACAAUGAUAGCCCCUCUUAUAUCACAUAGAACAAUAGUUAUCAGUUUUAGUCUCGACAAAGCACAAUCAGCAUAUCUGGUACUAUAUAGUUGGUAAAUUUGCGGGAUUAAUAAUUGGCCCUGAUGAAACCUAGUUCGCAGACCACGUAAAAUGAUCACUAACGACGGGUAUUUUUGUAUUUGGGGAAUGGAAUUUAUUUUUCAAGAGUUUCGUGAAAAUAGAGUAAAAUGUAAUAUUGAAUUGUUG